Molecule: messenger RNA, 1668 nt
Organism: Penicillium subrubescens
Lineage: Eukaryota; Fungi; Ascomycota; Eurotiomycetes; Eurotiales; Aspergillaceae
Product: cycloheximide resistance protein
Exons: 6
Coding region: 1-1668 (555 amino acids)
Biological process (GO): transmembrane transport
Molecular function (GO): transmembrane transporter activity
Source: RefSeq, a predicted model, not a curated record
AUGCCUCUCGGUAUUCUAGACGACGAUAAGCUGGAACAUAUCCCAGGAACAGCACCCCUCAAUGGUCUUAGCAACACCAAUGUUUAUGCCGGGGUUGAUCCUGGCCUCCUGAAGCAUGAUCCCACUGGUCAAAUUGUUUUGGUUCCCCAGCCAUCCGAGUCGCCAAACGAUCCAUACAAUUGGCCUCGAAGGAAGAAAGAACUCUUCACCCUCACCUUUGCAUGGGGUUGCGGGUGUGUGGGAGCUGUCGGUCCGCUGCUCGGAGGAGCAUUCGUCCCUCUCGCCAAGGAGUUCGGAGUCUCGUUGUCGACAUUCGUAUCCGCCGUCCAAGGUGGCACAAUUGCCGCCAUUGCAGUGGGAAGUUUGAUCUUCAACUCUUUGGCAGUGAAAUAUGGAAAGCGUCCCGUUUAUCUUGGAACAACAGUUGGUUUGAUGGUGUCGUGCUUUUGGGCGGCCGAGGCGGGCGGUUUCCAUUCCUUCGUUGCUGCUCGGGUCGUGUGUGGACUUUGCAUGGCGCCUAUGGAGGCUUUGGUUCCGGCUUCUAUUGCUGAUAUAUGGUUCGUGCAUGAGCGUGGAUUCCGCACGGCUAUCUUCAACCUCGGUGUUCUCGGUGGAAUUAAUCUUGCUGUGCCAAUUGCUGCCGCAAUUAUCGAAUUCUGUAACUAUCGAAUCGCUCUACACGCAAUGGGCGGUGCCUUUGCACUAGCACUCAUCAUGAUCUUCUUCUGGAUGCCCGAAUCAGCGUAUAACCGACAAGCAUUGAACAUCGACACUGGCGACACAAACGUGAUUAUCCCUUCUUUCCAACUAAAGCUCCCUAUCCAUUGUACUGACAUAUCCCAGAUCGUGGUGGAAGGAAAAGGAACUAUGGAACAACUCGAACACUCCCCCAGCGCUGGAAUCCAGCCGUCCGAGCCACGAAUCUCAUAUAAACAAGAGCUUCUUCCGUACAGUGGCUAUGUCAAUCAUGUCUCGUUCUGGAAUACUAUCAUUCGGCCAUUCUAUCUGAUCGCAUCGCCUCCUGUUCUCUGGGCGGUCCUUCUCUUCACCACUUGCAUCUCGUGGCUGGUCGGUAUUUCUCUUACUCUGUCGCAGAUUUUCUCGGCGCCGCCAUACAAUUUUUCGGUCGUGGGUGUUGGUGCGACGAAUUUGUCUUCUUUCGUUGCUUCGGUUCUUGGUACUCUUACCGCUGGUUCUUUGAUUGAUGGAUUGGUAACUCGAAUGUCAAAGAUGAACGGGGGUGUCUUCGAACCUGAAUUCCGUCUGCCAAUCAUGGUUACCUAUCUCUUGUUCACUUCUACCGGCUUCUUCGCAUGGGGCCAAUCCUCGUAUGCGCAGGACCCGUGGCCCGUCCCCGUGAUUGUGUGCUUGGGCUUGAUCAAUUUCGGUGUCCAGCUGGGCACUACGGGUGUUGUCACAUACGUUGUUGACUGCCAUCGCGAGAAGGCUGGUGAAGCCUUUGCUGCAAUGAACUUUAUCAAGAACCUUUUCGCGUUCGGGCUGUCGUUCUAUAUCAAUGAUUGGAUUGAUCAGCAAGGUGUUCGUGACUGCUUCUUCACUAUUGGUGGAAUUACGAUGGGUGUUACCCUCUUCACUAUUCCUAUGUACAUCUUUGGAAAGCGGGCUCGAAGCUGGGUGCAUAGACACGGAAUUGCGGAUCGCCUGUAG